UGAAAGGAACAAACGACGUCACAAACCUAAACCCCAAAACCCUGUUCCUUCCUUCCCCAACUUCACAGUUGCCACAAAAAUGGCAUCAAAAAAACCAUGGAGAAUAAUUCCAAGACCCCUUCUAGAAACAAUCCUCAACAACCACGCUCAACGCCACCGUGUUCAUCAACCACUCGUCCUUCACGGCCCUCGCGGCGUCGGUAAAACAACUCUCAUUCUCGAACGGUUACUCAAUAACUGGAACAACGGUCCUCACAUAACCGGUUAUGUCGAUUUUGCCGAUUCUAUCAAAGCCCAAACAAGCCCAUGGGCUUCAUGGUCUAACUCACCACCUCCAUCUCUCUCUGAUUGCCGCAAAAAUCUCGAUCAAUGUCUAGAAGCUAUGGCUGAAAAGGCUCUCCGAUUGGGAGCCAUUACUUCGCGACAGAUUUUCACUUCGCUUAAUAAAUGGCACGGUCUUACCACUGCGUUGAAGCGUGUGUUGAAUGAUUCUGGUUCUAGGAAGGGCUCUCCGGCUGCGCUGUGGGAUCGUGCGGUGUUUGUGAUGGGGAAAGAAUGUAGUGGUGAUGAGAUUGAUAGGGUUUUGGGAUUUGGGGAUAAGCAGAAGAGUGUUUUGUCUGUUGAAGAGGGUUUGUAUUUUAAGGAAUCUGUUCUUGCGUUGAAGCUUGCUAAGAAAGUGAUUGAGAUUCAGCAAGGGUUUAGAGUUAAUGCUAUUGCCAAUAUGAAUCGAACUGGAGGGUUUUCGAGGUCCCUUACUCAUUCUUCAACUGAUUGGCCUGUUUUGUUGUUGGAUUUGUUGUCACAGGCUGCUGAAAUUGAUCAUUUUCAGCCAAAACUGGUUAUUAACAAUAUCGAAGUUCUAAAGCAUGCUACCGUAGAUGAUGAGUUUUCAGUCAGUGGACCACUCUAUCAUGAUAGCUUGAUAUGGAGAAUAAUUGCUUUGGGCGCUAAUGAGCGGUCUCUGCCUAUUAUCCUCGUGACAUCUGAUAGUUACUAUUCAUACGAAGCUUUCUUGGAUUUUGGAUAUAUGGAGAUAUUCAUCUCACGUGAGACCUUUGGUUGGACUCCAAAAGAAGCUCAAAUGCACAUGGUCACUGACUAUUUUAGUCAAUCAGAAUGGAAAGUGAUUGCUGAGGUACUUGGGCCAAACCCUCGACAUCUAUUUGAACUUUAUGCACUCAAACAAAACAAUUAUUUACAGAACACAACAGCAGGUGGAGCUAGCACAUUCGAGGACAUUGUAGAUGCUUAUCUAGCAUAUUUGCAGAUUUCUGCCGUGAAUCCUGCGUUGGAUAAAGCAUUGGAGAUAUUGCAAAAAUUUGCAAUUGAUGUGCGCAUUGGAAAGGUUCCAGAUGACGGAUUACGUUUCGGUGCACCUUGGAGGCAUCCGCCACAUGUUGAUGACCCUAAAUUGUGCAGGGAGUGGGCAAAGCUUCAGUUGAUGGAUUUUAUUCAAUCUCUGGUCAAUGCAGAUUUCGGGGUCAAUUACCGAAUUGAUUAUAGUGAAGAAAUAUUUGAUGAUCCUUCUGCUCUUGCAUUAUUACAGGUGGGGCUGCUUUAUGCUCAACGGGAUCCACCCUUCUUUCGUCCCAUAUCUAUAGGAAUUCAGAGGUGUCUAGUAAGAUGGCUUGUUCAGCAGCGGAUGCAGCUCACAUUCCCCAACUUGAUUCGAUUUAUGUGGCACAGAAUCAUACGGGGACGUUAUUAUCGCCAUUUGAUGGUACAAGUAGACAAUAAGUACUAGGUAGAGCAUGAGAAUAGGUUUACCUUGGAAAGUGAAAAAGGGAGGCAAGUCUUCCACUGACUUCAUGGAAAGCUUGCAGAUGUGUGCCAACUCUUCCUUGGCAUUAUUUCACGAAUGUUAUGUGCCUAAUUUUCAGGGAAUAAUGGCUCCAAAUUCGUGCUUCAACGGUCAACAAAAUUCUGUUACAUUGAAUUAUUUUUUAUGAUACGGCUACUAAGAUACAACCAUACUUUUGAAGUAGAAAAUAUCAAGGACCCGGCAAUUCAGAUUGACGGAUUUCUGUUUGUCCGUUUUUAAUCUGAAGUUAUAGGAAGUAUUGAGCAGCACUGUCAUUUGUACAAGUUAAAGCAUAUUCCUCACGGAACAUUGUGAGUUGUGGGCUUCCAGAUAGGUUUUAUUAAGACAAGUUCUAUUUCUAUAUACAUUGAGCUAUUGACUACCGGAUAGAUUGGUUUACAAGUUGUACAGUGAGCUGGCCAGUUCGGAUAUUUAUUUUUUUGAACGGCGGCCAGUUCGGAUAUUGUUUCUUUGAUUAGCACAUGUAUUGGCUUACAGUAA
Trifolium pratense (red clover) is the source of this 2302-nucleotide messenger RNA. RefSeq lists its product as uncharacterized. Lineage: Eukaryota; Viridiplantae; Streptophyta; Magnoliopsida; Fabales; Fabaceae. The transcript is spliced from 13 exons. The record is from RefSeq and is a predicted model, not a curated record. The coding region runs from base 80 to 1744 and encodes 554 amino acids.